AUGCGUGCACUGAGGCUGCUGGGGCUGCUGCGGCCUGCGCCGGGGCCGUGGAGGCCCGGGCUGCCGCUGCGGGGCGCCGGGGCCGCGGCCUGCGCCGGCCGCUCGUGGCCGUUACCGUCGCAGCGAGCCAUGAGCCAGUACUGCAAGGAGGUGCGGGGCCACCCGCGCUCCGCCCAAUACCGCGUCUACUUCAAGAAUGUAGCUGGUCACUACAUCUCCCCUUUUCAUGACAUUCCUCUGAAGGCUAAAUCUAAAGAGGCAGUGUUUAAUAUGGUCGUAGAAGUACCUCGUUGGACAAAUGCCAAAAUGGAGAUUGCCACCAAGGAGCCAUUGAAUCCCAUUAAACAAGAUAUAAAGAAAGGCAAGCUACGUUAUGUGGCAAAUAUCUUUCCUCACAAGGGUUAUAUAUGGAAUUAUGGUGCCCUCCCUCAGACUUGGGAAGAUCCUCGUCAUAAAGACAGUACCACCAACUGCUGCGGUGAUAAUGAUCCCAUUGAUGUUUGUGAAAUAGGCUCAAAGGUUCGUGCUUGUGGCGACAUAAUCCAGGUGAAGAUUCUUGGAGUUUUGGCCCUUAUCGAUGAAAAUGAGACAGAUUGGAAGUUAAUUGCUAUUAGUGUGGAUGAUCCAGAAGCCUCCAAGUUCCAUAAUAUCGAUGAUGUGCGGAAGCAAAAACCAAAUUACCUUGAGGCAACACUUGACUGGUUCCGAUUAUACAAAGUGCCUGAUGGAAAACCAGAAAAUAAAUUUGCUUUUAAUGGAGAGUUUAAAGACAAGGAUUUUGCUCUUGAAGUUAUUGAAUCUACCCACAAAUGCUGGAAAGCUUUGCUUCAUAAAAAGGCUGAUGGAGGAGAUAUAAAUUGUGUUAAUGUGCAGGUACACGACAGCCCUUUCUGCUGCAGUAAAGAAGAGGCCAGAUGCAUAGUGCAGUCGGCAUCGACUGCAACAAAUGAAGAUUUAAAUUCCAAAGAAGAUGAAGAUACCCACACAUGGCAUUUCAUUAAGAAGUGAUGGAAGUAUCCAAUCAACCUUCAUCCGCAAGGGCCACAACAGACAAGUUCAGGCAACAGUUGCUGCCUCCCUCAUGAAGCUUCACUUUUUCACGUCUUGAGAUAGGCAGUAUACAAAUAAACACUGGACUUCCAAAUUGUUCUCUCUUUUCAUAUUUACUCAAAAUACAAACUUUUUGUUGUUAUUUUGAUUCUAUGGGGAAAGCUUGGAAACAACAUGUUUUGAACCAUUAGCUAUUCCUGUGCAUAAAAGGAAACCCAUGGAUAUCAUGGCUCUGUUUCUUUGCAUGAAUGUAGAAUACUAUAUUUAACGUGUUAACUAGGUGCUGGUAAAGACUAUUGUUCUCUUUUCAGAGUGGAUUAAAAUGUCAAUCCCAAAACAGGUGAAGGCCUCAUUUAGCCUGCAUCUGUCCUCUGUCUCACACUAAAUUCUGACAGUAUCUGAGGACCUCUGGGUGCAAGUUUAUACUAAUAAUACUUUACACUUAUGUCACAUACACAUACAGAACACAGAGUGCUUUAUACUCAUCAUCUCAUGUGAUUCUCACAAGAAGAUUAUAUAGGGCAGACAUUACCACCAUUUUAAAGAUGAGGAAACUGGCUCACUUGAAAUGAUUUGCCCAAGGUCACACAGCUAGUGAAUAAGUAGAUCAAGGUCCAGGUUCCAGGUUUUCAGACUCUUAGUCCAUUUCUCUUUCUACUACAAUUAAAGAAAAAUUGAGUAGUCCUCUAGACUAUCAGAUAAGGCCACAUCUAACCUAUUCAGUUCAAUAAACGUCUAUUAAACUCCAGCUAUGUGUUAAAAAAUAGGGGAGAUGUAAAGUUUAUAGAAGAGGGUAGAACUCCUGCCCUCAUGGAGCUUGCAACCUAGGAGAAUAAUGUAGUGUAGUAGUAGAAAGAGCUCUGACCUUGAAGUCAACAAAUCAGUGCUCAAGGUUCCAGCUCUGACAGAUUCAUGAACCUGGAUCGAUCUCCUUACCUCUCUGAGCCUCAGUUUUCUUACCCAUAAGAUGGGACUAAAUCUGCUUUCAUUAGUUACUCAUAGGGUUGCUGAAAAGAAAGUGUUUUAGGAUCAUUCAGACUCUCUCUAAAUGUUAGGUUGUUAUUACUGUGGGGUGUGGGUGUGAUGCAAAACACAAAUAACUAUAAAAUAAUACAUCAUAAAUUCAUCAGAAAGAUAUAAGCAUAUUGUUACAUAACAUUUUCGAAAAGACUAGCCAUGACUGAUCGCCGAGAUCAACGAACACUUCUUGAGGUAACUAUAGUUGACUUGGCGUUUAAGGGAUAGUUAGAGACUGAACAAGGUGUAUGCUGUAUGCUGUGGGGUGGCAGUCUAGGCACAGGGAAGAGCUUAGCCCAAAUAGAGAGGUGAGAAAGUGUUGAGCCUGACUAGAGGAAACUGAAUUCAGUCUGGUUGGAACACUGGCAGGGAUAUGUAUGGAAAGACGUGGUAGCACCAAAUCGUGCACCAAAUUUGAUUGCCAGUGGUACGAGGUAGAAUGUUCCUUAGUGAGCCAUAGGAACCCAUCGAAACAUUUUGAGCAGAGGAAUAACUGGGCAAGAGCUUUACAUUGGGAAGAUAAUGCUGACAAAGAUGUGAAGAAUAGUUUGGAGGGAGGAAAGAGUAGAGGAAGAAUGACCUGGUAGGAAUCUAGUGUGAGAGUUAGACCAUCACUGAAAUGUAAUAACCGUGUUUUUUUGUUUUUUUUUUUUUAAAGAUUUUUGGAAACAAAAAUUGAGCAAUUUUCUAUACAAUCUAUGCAGCAUCCCUCCUUACUAAGACAUAAUAUGUUAUGUAACCUAAUUUCUAGUGGUUUAACUUAACCUUAAUUUUCCUUACCUGAUUAUUAGCAGACAUGAAAAAUAUUUGGAGAGUAUGCCUUGAAAAUUCUUCAUACACCUGAAUGUCAUUAUUAAGUCUCUUCUCAGUUUCCUCUUCUCGGGCCAUAGAGUUCCUAUUCCUCAAAGGUAUUUUCUAAACACUUGAGUAUUGUCAGGAUUCUACUCUUUGAGACUUUUCUCUAGAUCCUUUCCAAAUUCCUGAUAUUAACACUCUUUAGCUCUAAAGCCCCAGCGUGAAUGCGUCAAGCAUCUUACUAAUGUCAAAUGUAAAUCGAUUAUUACUUUAUUCUCCAGACUCCCAUUUAUGCAUUUUAGGAAAGUUCCUUCCCAUGUGCUGUUUGUAUUUUUAAAAUUUGCAUUUUUGUAAUUUCAGCUUUGUCCAAUGUUUGUAUUGUUCAAAAUAAUUAUUAUCAUUUGAGUUAUUCAUAUAGAUACCCCAAGUGUACAGAUGAUAAUUUGAGAGCAAUAUUACCUUUAUUGUUAGCCUUAUAUGUCAUGUGACUCUAGUAGCAACUUAUGAAUUAAUGAUCCCAAAGAGUAUCUAAUUUGUUUCCAAGGAUGUGGAUCACAUACUGGACUUAGGGUUAGGAAGAGCUGGGUUCAUAUUCUGUCCCUGUUCCUUCCCAGCUAUCCUUAAACUUUUUGAACUUUAAUUUCCUCAUCUGUAAAAUGGGUUUUAUAAUGUUUGUGGUUCCUAUCUCACAGACUUGUUAUGAGGACCAAAUGAGAUAAUGUUUGUAUGAAGUGCUUUGUAAGCAUCUCGUCUCAUUUGCUUGUUUGUUUUCAUAGUGUGAUAGCGAUGUGAGAAACUCUGAGAGCAGAAUAUGCCCAGACAGAACUCAAAGGGUAGAAUUUACCUUUUGAUAUCUCUAAAUAGCCUCUUAUGCAAAUGCUGGUACAGGCAUUGAUAUCAGCAGUCUUCAUGUUUCAGGUCUAAGAUGGAAGAGUAUGUUGUAGCAUUCCUUAUGACGAUUCUCCAUGAGUAAUUUUAAUAUAAAAGUGAAAGUAAUCCAUUCUGGGUUCCACAUCAUAGAUGUGACAAUAAACACUUGGAAUUUAAGAUCUGAAUGUUUUCAAAGCAGUAGUGGUGAUAUAUUCAGGAUAACAGAUGGAUAUAUAUUAUUUCAAGUAAAUGGUUGAACUGAUGAAAGUUAACAAAGAGAGUUCUAAUACAUUCUAGGAUACUUAACAUUCUCUAUUCUCCAAAUACAGAAAUUAGAAACAGUUAUUUUCCAUUCAUCUUUGUCUUCCAUCCCAUACUUCCACCCAUGUUAAUUUCCCCAUUUUUUCCUUUAACUAUUUUGAGCCAUUUGUAACUAACUUUAUUUUGACAUAGAGAGUUUUGUCCUAAAGCAAAUGCUUAAAACUUCUUUGCCAAAAGCAUUAAUAAACUGUAAUCUUAUUUCUACCAUGACCACACCCACCCAGAGGAGACAAAAGCACUUCAAGAUACAUUGGACUUAGAUGAUUAGUGUCUGUUUUGCCUCCAGAAUAUACUUGUCUACUUAAAAAAAAAAAAUCCAAAAAACGAAUCAUUCACAAACAUACAGAAAUGACCAUUGCCUUAGGUUAUGUUUGCCUGAAUCAAGUGGAAAGCCUUUCCUUCUUUUUUGGAAUUUUAAAGAUAUAUUUCAUGACACAACACAGGGGGUCAUUUUUAAGUCAAGGCAGGACCUUUCAGGAGCAUGAAUAUCUUUUACUUCACUAGCUGUCUCUGUGCAGUGUGCAUUUUGUCAUAUAAUGGUUUUUGGUGAUAUGGGUAAAUUGUUGAGAUUUUGUCAGAUGUAGUCAGAAAAAUAAAGACAUCGUUCACUUGUAACUGCCAUAAAUUUAUUCCCAGCAGGCAGCUUUUUCAAGUAUUGUUUCUAAUCAAGAUAAUAGGAUUCACUUGGGAGUUGUUUAUAAUUAAUAGAUGCCACAUAGAGAGUCUUAGAAAUAUUUAAUUCUUCCUGAUGAUUGGAGACAUAAAAGCAGGAAAUGUUAUAAAUGGGUUAAUAUUUAGAAAUAAGAUAUUAUUCGUGAUUGAUUUGUACUAAUGAAACCUUGUGGAUUGCGGACAAUGAAAAUGAUUAUCGCUCUGAAAUGCCCAGUAGCAAAUGUUAGUGAUUUGUCAGUGGUAUGGGCAUAUGGAACAUAAACCCUUUCUUUCCAUUAAAGACACUGUCUUUGUACCAGCA
Vombatus ursinus (common wombat) is the source of this 5026-nucleotide messenger RNA. RefSeq names its product pyrophosphatase (inorganic) 2 (gene PPA2). The transcript is spliced from 11 exons. The record is from RefSeq and is a predicted model, not a curated record. Lineage: Eukaryota; Metazoa; Chordata; Mammalia; Diprotodontia; Vombatidae. Bases 1 to 1008 code for a protein of 335 amino acids. Gene Ontology annotation, biological process: phosphate-containing compound metabolic process. Gene Ontology annotation, cellular component: cytoplasm. Gene Ontology annotation, molecular function: magnesium ion binding; inorganic diphosphate phosphatase activity.